AUGAAAAGACUUUGGCUGUUUAUUUUCAGUGCAAUUCUGGCGACUGCUCAUGCCCUCACUGUGGAAGCACCUGCCAAGGAAAUACAGGUGGCACGAGGGAACAAUAUUACUCUCCGCUGUCAUUUUAAAACUACAGCUUCUAUUACCCCAGGAGACAUUGUUGUCUGGACGAAAACCAAUAGCACGGAUGAUGUUGUCACUAGGUAUUUUGAUGGGCUUGUACAGUAUGGCAAGGGCUAUGAAAACCGUAUACAGUUUAGUGGUGAUGUAAACAAAGGGGACAUCAGUAUCACCAUCAAUUCAGUGACCAUGGAAGACAACGGGACAUAUGCAUGCAACGUUCGUCUACGGAAUGACCCCCCCAGGCAUUCUGCAACCUUGGCUCUUUUAGUCCUUGUUGCACCGUCCAAGCCAGAAUGCAAGAUUCUGGGGACAGCAGAAUAUGGACAGACAAUCAAUCUCACCUGCAUGUCUCAUGAGGGCUCCCCAAAGCCCAGAUAUACCUGGCAAAGCUUCAAUGUACGAAAUGAGCCCCGUGUACUACAAACAACAGAAG
Pelecanus crispus (Dalmatian pelican) is the source of this 556-nucleotide messenger RNA. NCBI's taxonomy places the organism in Eukaryota, Metazoa, Chordata, Aves, Pelecaniformes, Pelecanidae. The record is from RefSeq and is a predicted model, not a curated record.